GAAAACUGAUUAUCUGCAGAUGUACUUCAUAAUGGAUGAGUGUGACUCUCCCGGCCAAUUUCGAUGUGAUGCUUUAGUAAAGGUUCCGAGAACAAACGGUUUUGCAGGACAUGCCAUCUAUGCUUAUUUUAAUGCAGAUAAAGCUCAGAAUGGAGGAGUAAGUUCAAAAUGUGAUACACGUAAGAAAAAUGAAGAUGAAGAGAAGCAGUACCUUCAACUUUUGGACACUCUGCCAGACCUCUACUUGGAAUCUGCAAGAUUGUCCUAUAUUGGAUCAGUUUCUGAAAAAGAUGCAAAACAAAGAUCAACAAAGAGUACCGGUGGCUAUACUAAAAUAACUGAAAAAUAUGAAGAAAUUAAAGGAUUACGAUACACGAAGUUACAGUGCAAAGUAGAUACGAAGAAAAUUAAAGCAAAAAUUAUAAGAGUUGCUGAGUUUUACUUCUUCUAUCAGCCAUUGGAUGACUGGCCCAAUGCACGAAUGAUUUUGGCAGGCCUGGUGAAGAAAAAAGCAUUGUUUGUACAUCCAUACAGAUUUCGAAUGUUUCCACAGUUUCGUAUUCUGCUGGAUAAAAAGAAGCAUCCAGCUUGGGAUGGUAGAACAGGCAGUGAAAAUCUAGCCUAUUUUUCAAUUACCAUACCAAUGGAUCUGUGUGAUACUCUUACCGGGACAUUCCAAUGUCAGGCUAAGGUAUUGGCUACUGGUUUCUUGGAGCACAAAUCUGCAUCAUUGGUAACAGGAUGGUACAAACUAGAUCACUCCCACUUAUCCAAAAAGAGUAAAAACUGUGGGAAAAAAAGGCGGACCAAAAGUUAAAGGCGCAGAAAAUGAAGCAAAUGCUGAAGUUGGUAAAGAAGAAAAAGACGCUGGCUCCAUAUCACCUACUUUACAGCCGAUAUUUAAAACAGAGGAGGAGUCGGAAGGGGGAGGAGGGGGAGUGGCCAUCGGAAUUAUCUGCGCCCUGGUUGUGCUUGGGGUCAUUGGUUUUGUAGCUUACAAAAUGUAUAUGAAAAAGAAAACAGGAGAUGGCAAUAAGGAUGAGAGCGAAACAAGACCCAUUAACCCUGGAGUGGCGGGUCGGGGAAGAGGUCGAGGGAGGGGUCGCGGACGUGGAAGAGGACAGCAAAGGCCUGGUGAAUGAAGUCAUGUUUCCAGAUUGGCCUAAGGUUGCAAGGAACUUUUUAAAAACUUGAAGUACCAAAAGGAAGUUCGCCAUUGACUUGUAUAAUUACUUAAAUGAUGGGAAUCACACAAAAUACGAAUACAAGUAAAAUUCCAAUCUCAAAUGGAAGAAGCUUCAAAAUGUACCACCUUUCAAAUUUUAUUUUUAGUUCAAAAAUAGUGACUUACUUUGAUUUUAUGUUUAAAUCAAAUUGUGGAUAAUAAAAUAAAAAAGAUUUAUACAAUAUAA
Molecule: messenger RNA, 1412 nt
Organism: Saccostrea cuccullata (small rock oyster)
Lineage: Eukaryota; Metazoa; Mollusca; Bivalvia; Ostreida; Ostreidae
Exons: 10
Coding region: 20-817 (265 amino acids)
Source: RefSeq, a predicted model, not a curated record